Molecule: messenger RNA, 450 nt
Organism: Lodderomyces margitis
Lineage: Eukaryota; Fungi; Ascomycota; Pichiomycetes; Serinales; Debaryomycetaceae
Gene: MED19
Product: Med19p
Exons: 2
Coding region: 1-450 (149 amino acids)
Biological process (GO): regulation of transcription by RNA polymerase II
Cellular component (GO): mediator complex; core mediator complex
Molecular function (GO): transcription coregulator activity
Source: RefSeq, a predicted model, not a curated record
AUGUCAGACAAAAAAUACCAACCAUCCAAACCAACACCACUACAAAACCUCCUUCAUUUAUACAACUUAGAACCAGUAGCCCAGCUGCUAUCACGAACUAACACCGAUGGCUCCAAGAACGUGAAAUUGAGAAAAUCCUACAAGGCCCAUAUCCAGGAUUUGCCCGGUAAACAUCAAAUUCCUGAGCCGAAAACGAUACCCAUGGGAUUAAUGGAUCCACAGAUUAGUCAACAUCCCGAUAUAAUAAAUGAGUUUGAUGCAGAGUUGUUGAAACGGGCAUUGAAAUUUGAUCGGACGCCGAUUAAUGGAAUUCCCGGGUUUGAUGCUGCUGAUUUGGCUAUUGGUGAUCAACAAACUUUGAUGAGGGGUGAUGAUCGGGAUGAUGAACGGAAUAAGAAGCGGAAAAAGAAGCAUCAAAAUGGUGGUGAGGUAAAGAAACAGCAUAUUUAG